UAAUCUGUUUUAUGACCCGUGCAAUUAUCAUUUGAUGAUUUUCCUCUUUCUUUCUCUGUCAUAACUCAACCGCCGCCCGCUUUGCCUUCCCCCCGACCGUUUGAAGACGAUGACCCUGGAAAUCGCUGCCCGGGCCAAUCACUCGUCAUUCUGCAUUUAGAGGGCCUUCACGGUCGCUCUCGAGGACCCGAUCCUCCCUUUCUCCACCGCGAUGUCCUCCUGCCGAGGGUUUGGCCACCUGCGGCCCUGGGUCCUGUUGGUCGCAUUCACCCUACUACAAUGCGGCUCGGCCCAAUUCUGUUCCUUUUGGAAUAACGGCUGUAUCGACCCGCUGGCCCAGACCGCGGUGGCGUUCAGCUUCCCACCUCUAUUCCUCGACCCAAUUACCUUGUUUUACUCCUUCGACUCCAGCUCAUCCGGCAAAGGCGAGGGCCCUAUGACCAAGACGGCAUUCUGGCUCGGAUAUCAGGAUCAUAACAUUAACCCUCAAGUCGUCGACACGAACCGUACCUCCGAGAUUGCUUUACGAGUAGGAAACAUGACAGGCACACCAACAGGACCAAAUAAUGGAUGCGAUGGUAUCUGGGGUGGACGUUGUUCUCACGAUAUCAAGACUUCGUUGCAAGCGACCAUGUUUCAACUUGCGACAUCGGGCGAUUAUUAUAACCAACCAUUAGCGACAGCUCUGGAUCAAUUCAUGAUGACUCCACCAGAGCUACCCUCUUGCGGUGCACCCGUAUUCGAUGUCGCCGCCAUUCCUGUACAAGACUUUGCGUAUGAGCAGGCUCCCUCUCAAGAGGUCACCGUAAUGAAGCCUGGAUCAAGUCAUCACCCUUGGCAGGUGUGGUACCUUGAUCGCAUGACUGAUAUCCAACAAGCCUCGCAGGUCGCGGUUGGGAUUGUCAGUCGUUCUCCCAGCUUUGAUAGCCAUCCGCCGCUCAGCCCCGAUGAUAUCCAAAUCGAGCUCGUCUGUCUUCAGGCACCCCAAGGCCCACCCACAGGAUCAGGUUCUUCUGAGGACCACGAUUGA
This is a messenger RNA of Penicillium pulvis, 1030 nucleotides long. RefSeq lists its product as uncharacterized. The transcript has 2 exons. The coding region runs from base 212 to 1030 and encodes 272 amino acids. The record is from RefSeq and is a predicted model, not a curated record. NCBI's taxonomy places the organism in Eukaryota, Fungi, Ascomycota, Eurotiomycetes, Eurotiales, Aspergillaceae.